GCAGUCCGUCUGCCUGCGCUGCGCUUGUGGAACCCGAUUUGUUUCUUUGGCUUUUUGCAUUGUAUUGGUAGGAGGAGCUGCUUUCCUGUGAUUGUCUGCCUCUUCUCUCUCUCUCUUAGCAGGUUUCUCAUUUUUCCAAAGUUAAAUAUUCAAGUCUGUGAGCUCUCACAGACGGUGGGUGCCUGCGCCGGCGGCGAGGUUUGCCUUUGCUUGUGUCGAAAGCGAGCGGAACAGAACAGAACAGAACAGAACGGAGCGACGCUGUUUAUGUCACAUAACCGAGGCUCUUCCACUUGUGUUCGAUCCAAGUGUUUCUUAACUUCGAUUUCGACUGCUUUCAAGAUGACAGAAGAAAAGAAUGUUGGGCAUAUAAAGCUGGUGAUUGACCAGCUUCCGUGGGAUUCGAUGUCACCUCUAGAUUGGUUCUGCUGAAGAUGGAAACACUGGAGUCUGAGCUCACCUGCCCAAUCUGCCUGGAGCUGUUUGAAGAUCCCCUGCUCUUACCCUGCGCCCACAGCCUGUGUUUCAACUGCGCCCACCGCAUCCUAGUCUCCCACUGCUCGUCCAACAAACCUCUAGAGUCCAUCUCCGCCUUCCAGUGCCCCACCUGCCGUUACGUCAUCACGCUGAACCACCGCGGCCUGGAGGGCCUGAAGCGCAAUGUGACCCUGCAGAACAUCAUCCACCGUUUCCAGAAGGCCUCCGUCAGCGGCCCUAACUCCCCCAGUGAGAGCCGUCGUGCCCCAGGUCUCUCCGGAGGCCACAGGCCCUAUAGCAGCAGCGGAGGAGGAAGCUCCGGCAGCCACAGCGCCCGCUCCAGCCCGGCCCAGCCCUCCUCUCAUCAGCACACCGCCACCAUGUCUCUGGAGCACCGUAUCAGCUGCCAGUUCUGUGAGCAGGACCCGCCUCGCGAGGCAGUCAAGACGUGCGUGACCUGCGAGGUGUCGUACUGUGACAGGUGUCUACGUGCCACGCACCCCAAUAAGAAGCCGUUUACCAGUCACCGGUUGGUGGAGCCGGUGCAUGACGCCCACAUGAGAGGCCUCACCUGUCUGGAGCAUGAGAAUGAGAAGGUUAAUAUGUACUGCAUCGUGGAUGACCAGCUGAUAUGUGCCCUGUGUAAGCUGGUGGGACGACACAGAGAACAUCAAGUCUCCUCUUUCAGCGAACGCUUCGACAAACUCAAGGCUUUUCAAGUGAGUCCUGGCAGAGUAUCUGACGCGGUAUUGGAGGCAUCAAAGACAAGCGCCGCGCAAACCCUGGAGAACAACCUCACCAACCUGGUGAAGAGAAACAGUGAGCUGGAGAACCAGAUGGCCAAACUCAUCCAGAUCUGUCAGCAGGUUGAGGUGAACACAGCGAUGCACGAGGCCAAGCUAGUGGAGGAGUGUGAUGAGCUUGUAGAGAUCAUACGCCAGAGGAAACAGAUCAUCGCUGUCAAGAUCAAGGAGUCCAAGGUGAUGAAGCUGCGUAAACUGGCCCAGCAGAUGGCUAACUGCAGACAGUGUCUGGAACGUUCCGGAGCCCUCAUCACCCAGGCAGAACACAGCCUGAAGGAGAACGACCACGCUCGCUUCCUACAGACCGCCAGGAACGUGGCCGAGAGGGUUGCCAUGGCCACGGCCUCAUCCCAGGUGCUGAUUCCAGAUGUGAACCUGAACGAAGCCUUUGAUAACUUUGCCCUGGACUUUUCCAGAGAGAAGAAGAUCCUAGAGGGACUGGACUACCUGACAGCUCCCAGUCCUCCCUCCAUACGUGAUGAGCUGUGUACUGCCUCCCACGACACCAUCACAGUUCACUGGACGUCUGAGGACGAGUUCAGCGUCACCUCCUACGAACUGCAGUACACCAUCUACACCGGACAGACCAACUUCAUCAGUCUGUAUAACAGUGUGGACAGUUGGAUGAUUGUCCCCAACAUCAAGCAGAACCACUACACGGUGCACGGCCUGCAGAGUGGAACACGUUAUGUCUUCUUUGUCAAGGCCAUCAACCAGGCAGGCAGCCGCAACAGUGAACCAGCCCGCCUCAAAACCAACAGUCAGCCUUUUAAGCUUGACCCGAAGACGGCCCACAAGAAGCUGCGUCUGUCCAACGACUGCCUGACCAUGGAGAAAGAUGAGAGCUCCCUGAAGAAGAGCCACACUCCAGAACGUUUCAGCAGCACGGGUUCGUACGGAGCAGCAGGAUCCGUCUUCAUGGACAGCGGCUGUCACUACUGGGAGGUGUUGCUGGGCGCCUCCACCUGGUACGCUGUGGGCGUGGCUUACAAGUCAGCCCCUAAGAACGAGUGGAGUGGAAAGAACUCCUCCUCCUGGGUGUUGUCCCGCUGCAACAACAACUUCAUGGUGCGUCACAAUGGCAAGGAGAUGCUGGUGGAGGCCAGCCACCAGCUCAGACGUCUGGGAGUCCUUCUGGACUACGACAACAACUCCCUGUCCUUCUACGACGCCAUGAACUCCCAACACCUGCACACCUUCGAGGUCAGCUUCCUGCUCCCCGUGGCGCCCACCUUCAUGAUCUGGAACAAGUCUGUGAUGAUCCUGUCGGGGCUUCCUGUGCCGGACUUUGUGGACUGCCCUGAGGAACACCAGGAGGGGAUGAUGACCCUGUGUCGUCAGCAGGAUUCACCCUACGUGUCGGGUAUGAAGGGCUGUCACUGAGUCCGGGACUGGGGUGACUCCCAGUCCCGGAGACCGACAAGGGCUUGGACUGGACUCUGAACUGGGCUGGGCUAGACUCACUUACUUCCUAGGUUUGUGGGCCAAUGGGGUUGAAUCUUACUUCUCCUCAGCUUCCUACUUCCUCCUCUUCCUCCUUUUACCCAGCUUUCCUAUUUUCUCUUCAUGGAUGGUUUGUUACCUACUACUUGUCUCAGUGUGAGGAUGUGUGUUGUUGUUUAUGAUAUUUACAAAUCAACACAGAAGCUUGACUUGCAUUAUGUGACUACUAGUCUUGUAUUAUAAGAAACUUUAUUGAUCAUGAUUGAUUUGAGGAAAACAUGUUAAUUAUUUAUGAAUAAUAAGUUGGUUUGCUUUUAUUUUCUUCUCAAUCUCAAUGUAUUCAUGGGACACUUUUUGGAUUGGUCUUUAUUUCCUCUGUGUUUAAAAAAAGACAGAACAUGUAUUUGGGACAUGGUUGUUCUCGCUCUAGAUAGCAUAGUGGAUUUAUCUUCUAUAGAAAUGGGUUAAGAUUAUGACGGUUAUGCGAUUUUUAACACAGUGAAAUUAACAAAACUGACGAAUUACAAAAAAAUUACGAAAGUUUAAUAUUCAGGGAGGGAAGAGAGGGUUAUAACAUUCGAUUUGCUAUCUUGGUUUUGAUGUCAUAGCAUGAUGUGUAUUUCCUCUGUGAUUAAUUCACAUUUCAUGUUUUGUUUACUUCUGUUUUGCUGUGAUAAAAGCAUGCUGCGUUAUAGGAUCCCACUUCGCUGCCCUUCACUGGUUCACUUCCAGGUUAUCAUGAGGUAUUUCUUGACUCCUGACCUAUAGAAUUCCUCACUGGUUCACUUCCAGGUUAUCAUGAGGUAUUUCUUGACUCCUGACCUAUAGAAUUCCCCACUGGUUCACUUCCAGGUUACCAUGAGGUAUUUCUUGACUCCUGACCUAUAGAAUUCCUCACUGGUUCACUUCCAGGUUAUCAUGAGGUAUUUCUUGACUCCUGGCCUAUAGAAUUCCUCACUGGUUCACUUCCAGGUUAUCAUGAGGUAUUUCUUGACUCCUGGCCUAUAGAAUUCCUCACUGGUUCACUUCCCGGUUAUCAUGAGGUAUUUCUUGACUCCUGGCCUAUAGAAUUCCUCACUGGUUCACUUCCAGGUUAUCAUGAGGUAUUUCUUGACUCCUGGCCUAUAGAAUUCCUCACUGGUUCACUUCCAGGUUAUCAUGAGGUAUUUCUUGACUCCUGGCCUAUAGAAUUCCUCUCUGGUUCACUUCCAGGUUACCAUGAGGUAAUUCUUGACUCCUGACCUAUAGAAUUCCUCACAGUCACCGCGGAGCUCCACCCCCCUCCCCUCGCAUCCAAUCCUUGGUCGAGGUUUACCUAUUCCAAAAGGGGUGUGUUGUUAUUGGCCGCUGAUUUGUAUAAAGUCCCAAGACGAUGUAAAUCUGUAAUUUAUCUACCAGUUACCAUCCCGAUAUCCUAUCUCUCAUAGAAACCAUCAGAUUUCUAUUCAAGAAAAUCACAAAACAUUUUCACUGGAUAUGGUUAAGAUUCCACAGAGAAGACCUUGUAGGUCUAUGACAUCAUCAUAACAAAAAAAGUAAAGCGUUACAUCAUCAAAUACUUAUUAUUUAUUUUGGCUUUUUUGUUGUUUGUUUAUGGCUUUGGUGGUGUGGACUAUGAUUUUUAAUGAUUUUCCUCUGAUUUAAUAUUCAGGGAUUGAAUACGUAGUGGGUCUGAUCAAGACAAUCAAUAGUAUAUUUAUUAUGCAGAGAAAACAUAAGUAGUGUGUAGCAGAAAAACCACUGAACUAGCAUGAUGUAAUACUUCAGAUACUAAACUGUUAACUUACUGAAAACCAACGGAUGCUUUAUUUUUUUUCAUCGAAUUAAACGUAGUAGUGAAGAUAUUGGGAACAGACGGAGUCGUACCUCCGACGACGCCACCAUCCUGAUGCCGGUGGUUCAAUCUCUCACCACAUAGCAAGGUAUUUAGGAGAAUGGUGAGUUCCAUUAUGGACCUAACAGAACACAGCGGUUCAAUAAUAAGAUGAGAAUGGUGAGUUCCAUUAUGGACCCAACAGAACACAGCGGUUCAAUAAUAAGAUGAGAAUGGUGAGUUCCAUUAUGGACCCAACAGAACACAGCGGUUCAAUAAUAAGAUGAGAAUGGUGAGUUCCAUUAUGGACCCAACAGAACACAGCGG
This is a messenger RNA of Oncorhynchus nerka (sockeye salmon), 4863 nucleotides long. RefSeq names its product probable E3 ubiquitin-protein ligase MID2. The transcript has 11 exons. Gene Ontology annotation, cellular component: microtubule. Bases 435 to 2663 code for a protein of 742 amino acids. Gene Ontology annotation, molecular function: zinc ion binding; microtubule binding. Gene Ontology annotation, biological process: protein localization to microtubule. The record is from RefSeq and is a predicted model, not a curated record. Lineage: Eukaryota; Metazoa; Chordata; Actinopteri; Salmoniformes; Salmonidae.